UGGGUGCUCCGGAAGGGCCGAGCCAAUGGGUGAAGAGCGUCGGUAGCGCGCUUACUAGCUCGCAGUUCCUUCAGUUUUGCCACCUCCCACCUCAGGGGCGCUCCUGGGGUGCCGCCUAACUGCUCCUCCCGCGACUCUGUCUGUGCCGGGCUUCUUCGAGUCACGGCCCGCGAGGGCUUGCGUGCCAGACCCCCGGCGCGGGUGGGGCCGGGUCGGAAAAUGGCUGCGACGGGUCUGGAUCAUCUCAAAAAUGACUACAGAAGAAGAUUUUGCCGACCGUCCAGAGCACCUGACAUUAAUACGAAGCAAGGCCAAAACAUACUGGAAAUCUUACAAGAUUGUUUUGAAGAAAAAAGUCUUACCAAUGAUUUUAGCACAAAUUCUACAAAAUCAGUGCUUUAUUCAACACCUAAAAUGGAAGACAUUUGUAUUCAGUCAUCAAGCAAAGAGGCUCAGUGCCAGAAAUCACAUCCAAAGUCAGUUCCAGUUUCUUCAAGGAAGAAAGAAGCCUCUAGGCAGUUCACUGUAGAACCAAGGGAAGUUGUCAACAGAUCAGUUCAGGACCAUGAAGUUCAUCAGCAAAUUUUGGCAACUGAUGUUGGUUCUAAAAAUACACCUGACUCAAGAAAAAUGUCAAGUGAAAAACUAAAAGGUCAUCACGGUGGAGUUGAUGAAGAAUUUUACUUAUCUGUUGGUUCACCUUUCGUUCUUUUGGAUGCAAAAACAUGUGUAUCUCAAAGUGCUGUCUCAUCUAUUGCCCAAAACAGAAAGACCUACACUUCUGAAAAGUCAGUAAAUACAUUGUCUUCAAGUACAGAGAUUUCUCUUAAAACCAGAAAAAGGUUAAAUUUUGAAGAUAAAAAUGUUUCGAAGAAAGUAGAAAUACCAAAUGAAUUAUCAGAAACAGAGGAUAAAGUAUCAGAAAAACCACAAGAGAGGAAAUCGUCAAGAACAUCUCAGAAAAGAGUACAAGAUUCAGAAUAUGAAGUUCAACCACAAACUAAAAAGAGUUUUUCAGCACUGUUUUUAGAAACUGUAAAAAGAAAAAGUGAAUCCAGUCCUGUUGUUAGGCAUAUAGCAACUGCUCCACCUCAAUCAUCUCCUUCAAAUGAUCUAAAGUUGUUAGAGGAUGAAUUUAUAAUUGAUGAAUCAGAAAGAAGUUUUGCCAGUACAUCUUGGAUUACUAUACCCAGAAGGGCGGGGCCUCUGAAACAAUGCACAGUAACCCCUGCAGAGAACACUGCACUCCUUCAAAGUAAAAAGUCAAAAGAAAAACAUCACAGUGUAUCAACUGCAGAUUUGACAAGUGACAAACGUUCUGGCAAAGCUCACCCAGUAGGGAGAUCUCAGCCCUCUGAACAAAAAGGAGUGAAUAAGGGUUGUGCUUUGUCAAAUGAAAUGGAAAAUCAUUGUAGAUCUACAAAAUAUGAACUGUAUUAUGAGAAUGCAGAGAAAUCAUCUGGAAACAGAAGGACUAUAAGACAAAAACAGAGAAGAAAAUUUAAGGCCAAUGUACUUGAAGAACAGGUUGAUACAGAACAAUCUAAAGAUAAAAAUACAAAUAUGUCACAUAUCACCCAAGAUAAGUUACAAAGAAAUUCAGACAGAAAUAUGGAAGAGUGUGAAGAUACGAUAAAUGUUGCCGUUUCCAAAAAACAGGUGCUGCCCGUAGGAAGCAAGAAAAAUAGCACCAGUGUUCCUUAUGCAGAGAAUCAGAAAAAAGCUAAAGAAUAUAAAAAGAAGCAAUUUUCCAGUGGGUCCAAGAAGAACAAACUUGUACCUGAUGAGGUGACUUCAACUAUUACAAGAAGUCGAAGAAUUUCGAGGCGUCCAUCUAAUUGGUGGGUGGUAAAGUCAGAGCAGAGUAGUCUUGUUUAUAGCAAUUCUUCAAGAAGAAAUGAAUUGUCAGUGUGUCACAACAGUAGACAAACACCUGUUGAAAAACCAAACCAGUCAUCUAAGAAUAUUGGGGACAAAACUAUUCCAUUUAAAGGGCAGAAGAGAACUACUUCAGGCAGCUCAAGAACACAGAAGUUUUUAACUGCUAAAGAUUCUACAAGAAUUAUUGACCAUGAUAAAAUUUCUGGUUCUUCCCAGAAUGAGUCAUUGAAAAGUGAUGAGGAAGACCUGGUUAAGAAGAAAAAUCAUGAUCAUUCUGGAGGUACAAGAAGCCCAAAGGAUCAAGAUAGUAUGACUGCACAAAAUGUUCAUCCGAAGUCUCAGGUCAAGGGAUUUACAUGCAAGACACUAGCAGAGUCUAACUUGGAUUCUGGAGAGCCUAAGACUUCAGUUUUGGAAAGAAGUGGACCUUUCAGGCUCAAGAAUUAUUUAUCAUCUGAAAAGAGUAAUUCUGAUGUGGAUGAUAAGGAAUUUCAGGAAAGUUCAGGUGACUCAGGAGUAAAAAUAUCUAGAGUACUAUCAGUGAAUAAAAUACAUCACAAGUUAGUAUUGCCUUCCAACACACCAGAUGUUCGCAGGACCAAGAGAACACGAUUGAAACCUUUGGAAUAUUGGCGAGGAGAGCGAAUAGAUUAUCAUGGAAGACCAUCAGGAGGAUUUGUGAUUGGUGGAAUACUGUCCCCAGACACAGUAUCAACUAAAAGGAAGGCAAAAGGAAACGUUGGAAAAGUCAACAAAUUAGUUAAUAGGAAAAGGAUCUGUCUUGAUAAUGAUGAAAGAAAGAAUAAAUUCAUGGUAAAUCUGAAUGUACCUUUGGGAGAUCCGUUGCAGCCAACAAGGGUAAAGGACCCAGAAACAAGAGAGGUGAUUCUCAUGGAUCUUUUAAGGCCACGAGAUACAUAUCAGUUUUUUGUUGAGCAUGGUGAAUUGAAAGUAUAUAAAACACUGGAUACACCCAUUUUUUCGAUGGGAAAAUUGAUAUUAGGACCACAUCAAGAAAAGGGAAAACAGCAUGUUGGCUCAGAUAUAUUGGUUUUUUAUGUUAACUUUGGUGACCUUUUAUGUACCUUACAUGAAACACCUUAUAUAAUAACAACUGGGGAUUCAUUCUAUGUUCCUUCAGGUAAUUAUUACAACAUCAAAAAUCUCCUGAAUGAGGAAAGUAUUCUUCUUUUUACUCAGAUAAAAAGAUGAAAGAUGAAGCAAAGUUUAAAUAAGUGUGUGUGUGUGUGUGUGUGUGUGUGUGUACACACAUAUACACAUAUAUGUAUAAAACAGUUUGUGCAGUUGAGACAUUUAUCUUUGUAAUUAUUUGUGAUGUUUUAAAAUAAAAGUUUUAUUCAA
Molecule: messenger RNA, 3243 nt
Organism: Lynx canadensis (Canada lynx)
Lineage: Eukaryota; Metazoa; Chordata; Mammalia; Carnivora; Felidae
Gene: CENPC
Product: centromere protein C
Exons: 19
Coding region: 220-3093 (957 amino acids)
Biological process (GO): kinetochore assembly; spindle attachment to meiosis I kinetochore; attachment of mitotic spindle microtubules to kinetochore
Cellular component (GO): kinetochore
Molecular function (GO): centromeric DNA binding
Source: RefSeq, a predicted model, not a curated record